This is a messenger RNA of Soboliphyme baturini, 465 nucleotides long. NCBI's taxonomy places the organism in Eukaryota, Metazoa, Nematoda, Enoplea, Dioctophymatida, Soboliphymatidae. The record is from the annotation of a GenBank genome assembly.
AUGGAAGAAGAAGCAGAGAAAAUUCGACAAAUGCAUUCCGAAGUGGAAAAGCAAAUGAACUUGUCCUCUUCUUCCAGCACUUUGAACGUGUCUUUGGAAGAAAAGAUUGAAGUCGAUUCAAGGUCCGUUUAUGUUGGAAACGUUGAUUACGGCGCAACUGCAGAAGAAUUAGAGGCACAUUUUCACGGAUGUGGUUCAAUUAAUCGUGUCACUAUUUUAUGCGACAAAUAUACCGGUCAUCCUAAAGGGUUCGCCUAUAUCGAGUUUGCCGACAAAGAUUCGGUUCAGACUGCGUUAGCCUUGGAUGACUCGCUCUUCCGUGGUAGACAGAUCAAGGUGAUGGUGAAGAGAACCAAUCGGCCAGGAUUCAGUUCUACAAAUAGACCGCCACGCGGACGAGGAAGAGCCCGGGUGGUUAUUAAGUAUAUAUACCCACCCCGACGUCGAGGCUCUUAUUCAAGGUGA